AGUGCUUUGUUUGUAAGAGUGGCUGCAGCAAUCACAUGACAGGAAACAUUAAUCUCUUCAUCAACCUGGACAAGUCAGUGAGCAAAAAGAUAACCAUGGGUGAUGGUACCAUACGAGAAGCACAAGGAAAAAGUACGGUUAAAUUGGAUGAACAUGGCAAGAAUUGUAUAGAUGAUGUCCUGUUCGUACCUCAUUUGGAUUCUAAUUUGCUAAGUGUGGGUCAGUUUAUGAUGGAUGGAUAUUCACUUGUUUUUGAAAAUAUGGCUUGCUAUGUUUACAAAGAUGGCACUAAAAAGGAGCUUUUAAUUAAAGUUCCAAUGGCAAAAAACAAGUGUUUUCCUUUAACUCUUGACUGUGAGUCUGCAUUGAAUGUCACUUUGCAUGAUGAAAAUUGGUUGUGGCAUCAUAGAUACGGGCAUAUGAAUUUGCAGGGGUUGGUACAUUUGUCAAAACAGAAUUUAGUGCUUGGUUUGCCUAUCAUUGAACAAGUUGAUGGUGUGUGUGAAAGCUGUGUCUAUGGUAAACAUCAUCGGGAUGCUUUUCCCAAAGGAAAGGCGAGAAGAGCUUUGAAACCUGCUGAGUUGACACAUGCAGAAGUUUGUGGGCCAAUGAAUACUUUGUCUCUCAACAAAAGCAGGUAUUUUAUUGUCUUUGUUGAUGAUUUUAGUAGACUGACAUGGGUUUACUUUGCUAAAGAAAAGUCAGAUGCCUUCCCAAUCUUUAAAAAAUUCAAAACUCUUGUUGAAAAGCAAAGUGGAUGUUCAAUCAAAGUUCUGCGGAUAGAUCAAGCCGAAAGGAAAAAUAGAAGCCUUGUGGAGAUGGCAAAAAGCAUGCUAAAAGCUAAAGGUCUUCCAAAUAGUUUCUGGGCAGAAGCAAUCUACACUGCAGCUUAUAUUCAGAAUCGCUGUCUCACAGUAGCUUUGCAUCAUCAAACUCCUUUCGAAGCUUGGCAUGGCUGGAAGCCCAAGGUAACUCACUUUAAAGUUUUCGGGUGUCUAGCUUAUGUUCAUGUUCCAUCUCAAAAAAGGACAAAAUUUGAGGAAAACAGUGUGAAGUGCAUUUUUCUUGGUUAUAGUGAUGAAACUAAAGGUUAUAGAUUUUAUGAUCCUAUCACCAAGAAGUUACUAAUCAGUCGUGAUGUGAUUUUUGAUGAGAAAAAUUCAUGGAAUUGGAAUGAAAAGAAAAGUCCAGGUUCUGUGGUGGUUAAUGGCAUUUUGGAGGAUGAUCCAGUCAUGACUGAAGGUGAAAUGGGUGAAGGUCAAAUUUCCUCUACACCUAACAGUGGCAGCAGAUCGUGUCCAUCAUCACCUAAGACACCUCCACCCCCAAGGAAGGCAAGGAGAGUAAAAUCCUUGGUGGAACUCUAUGAACAAACUCAAAGGUGUCAAAUGACACAUGUGGAGGAGCCUAGCUGUUUUGAGGAAGCAACGCAGAACAGAAAAUGGUGCAAAGCUAUGGAUGAGGGAAUAGAGGCCUUGGAAAGAAAUCAAACAUGGGAGCUUGUGGACUUGCCUAAAGACAACAAAGUUGUAAGUCUAAAGUGGGUAUACAAGACCAAGUACAAUUCUGAUGGGUCAAUUCAUCAACACAAGGCUAGAUUGGUUGCUAGAGGUUACAUGCAGCAAGAAGGUGUGGAUUUUGAUGAGACUUUUGCACCGGUUGCCAAGUUUGAUACUAUUCGAACUGUUUUAGCUUUAGCUGCUCAAUAUAAAUGGUCUGUUUUUCAAUUUGAUGUGAAGUCAGCCUUUUUGAAUGGAUUCUUAGAGGAAGAUGUGUAUGUACAGCAACCCCAGGGUUAUGAAAUUGAAGGACAGGAGCAGAAAGUGUACAAGUUGAAGAAAGCACUCUAUUGUCUGAAGCAAGCACCAAGGGCUUGGUAUGAAAGAAUUAAUGCUCAUUUUUGCAGCCAUGGAUUUCAUAAAAGUCCAAGUGAGCCUACUUUGUAUGUUCAGACAAGAGGUGGAGAUGAGGUACUGUUAGUGUGUCUUUAUGUUGAUGAUUUAAUAUACACUAGCAAUAGCUCUUUUUUGUUGAAAGAAUUUAGAAGAAUGAUGGUUAAUGAGUUUGACAUGACUGACCUGGGUUUAAUGAGAUAUUUUUUGGGGCUGGAAGUGGUUCAAAAUGGUGAGGGAAUUUUUAUUUCCCAAGAGAAAUAUGCUAAAGAUCUCCUUAAGAAGUGCAGAAUGGAAGAUUGCAACUCAGUGGGAACUCCAAUGGUUUCUAAUCAAAAGUUCAGUUUGGAUGAUGGAGAAGAAAAAGUUGAUGCUCGUGCCUAUCGCAGCCUUAUUGGGAGUCUUCUUUAUCUCACAAAAAGCAGGCCUGAUAUUGCUUUUGCCACUAGUGUGUUAUCUCAUUUUAUGCAAAGUCCAAGCAAGACACAUUAUGGAGCAGCGAGGAGGAUUCUAAGAUACUUGAAAGGGACAAUCUCUUUUGGCAUUUUAUAUGCCAAAAAUGACCAAUUUAAUUUAUUUGUGUACUCUGACAGUGAUUGGGCAGGUUGUGUUGAUGAUCGGCGUAGUACUUCAGGUUAUGCUUUCUUUUUGGGGUCCGGUGCUAUCUCUUGGAGUUCAAAGAAGCAAGCCUCCACAUCUUUGUCAUCUUCAGAAGCAGAAUAUAUCUCUUUAACAGCAGCAGCUUGUCAAGCCACAUGGACAAAAAGAAUUCUGGAGGAUAUGAAGCAAUUACAAGUGCAGCCAACAACAAUAUUUUGUGACAAUCAAUCGACCAUUGCGAUGACAAAAAAUCCAGUAUUCCAUAGUCGAACUCGUCACAUUGAGACUCGGCACCAUUUCAUAAGGGAGUUAGUGGCGAGUGGAGGCUUGGAAGUUGUUGAUCAAGUUGCUGACAUCUUUACGAAGCCACUUCCUUUGGAUAAGUUUAUCCACUUGAGGGAUUUGCUUGGAGUUUUAAAUUUCAGCAUUAAGGGGGAGCACGUUACAAUAUAAUGCUGAAAUGGGUUUUUUGCUUUGGUGUCAAUUUCUUUGCUUAGCUGUCAAUUUCUGGUUUACGUGUCUUCAAGAUAAAUUGCAGGAUUAGUUGAUUAUUUGACAGAGUCCAAGUUUGUUAUUUAGUCUUUACUUAGUGAAGUAUGGUUCCUUAUUUUUAGAGAUAAGAUUAGUUUCCUUUUUUCAGAUCAUGUAGUCAUCGUGUCCUUGUAUUGUGCAAUCUGUUGCUCUACAUUUUCUAUUUAAAUGGGCACAGAUCAGUUGAAUAAAUUCUCAAUUCAAUU
Rubroshorea leprosula is the source of this 3229-nucleotide messenger RNA. NCBI's taxonomy places the organism in Eukaryota, Viridiplantae, Streptophyta, Magnoliopsida, Malvales, Dipterocarpaceae. The record is from the annotation of a GenBank genome assembly.